AUGCUGAGUUCACGACAUCUGCGCUCAGACUGCGGUUCGCAGACUGCAAUAUCUGCGGUUGAAACCAUAAAACAAGAAACAGCAAUCCUUCUCUCCCCCCUCCUCCUCUCUGCCCCACCCCACAGGCUGCUAGGGUGGGUCCGCUCCCUUUAGCGGCCUGGAAUGUUCGUCCGCUUUUAGAUACUUCCAGGAGCAACCGGCCGGAACGAAGGACAGAGAUAGUCGCUCUGGAACUGGUAGGCUACGUCGCUGCGCUCAGCAAGACCCGGUCCUCCGAACAAGGCCAGCUGGAGGAGGUGGCACCGGCCCCACCUUCCUCUGGAGCGUUCGUCGCAAAGCAGAGCUACUUGGCGCUGGCGUGGCCUUUGCCAUCCGGACCGACAUCGUGAAACGACUGCCCUGUCUACCACAAGACAUCAACAACCGGUUGAUAAGCCUGCGCCCGCCUCUUCUGGGAUCCAAUUUCGUCAUCAUAAUCAGCGCCUACGCUCCACCAGUGACCAGCUUCUACGAGAAUCUGCAAGAACUUCUGACGACUGUGGCGAAGGCGGACAGGUCGAUUGUCCUUGGCGACUUUAAUGCCCGCGCCAAGGCAGACUUCGAUGUUUGA
This is a messenger RNA of Spirometra erinaceieuropaei, 610 nucleotides long. Lineage: Eukaryota; Metazoa; Platyhelminthes; Cestoda; Diphyllobothriidea; Diphyllobothriidae. The record is from the annotation of a GenBank genome assembly.